Perognathus longimembris pacificus (Pacific pocket mouse) is the source of this 690-nucleotide messenger RNA. Its product is annotated as probable N-acetyltransferase CML1. Bases 7 to 690 code for a protein of 227 amino acids. The transcript has a single exon. The record is from RefSeq and is a predicted model, not a curated record. Gene Ontology annotation, molecular function: N-acetyltransferase activity. NCBI's taxonomy places the organism in Eukaryota, Metazoa, Chordata, Mammalia, Rodentia, Heteromyidae.
CUCCCCAUGGCUCCUUAUCACAUCCGCAAGUACCAGGAGAGCGACCGCAAAUGGGUCCUGACUUUGUUCUGCAGUGGCAUGGAGGAGCACAUCCCCACCACCUUCUACCACAUACUGAGGCUGCCCAGAACUUUCUUGCUCUUACUUGGGGUGCCUGUUACACUACUCCUGGUCUAUGGCUCGUGGAUCCUGGCUAGUGGUUGCAUCUGUAUACUUCUUUUCUUCCUGUGGUUCAUUGCUAAAUACCCUUGGAGACUGUAUGUGGCCACCUGUUUGCGCACAGACCUGGCUGACAUCACCAAGUCCUACCUGAGCUCCCGUAACUCCUGCUUCUGGGUGGCUGAGUGUGGGGGGCGCGUGGUGGGCAUGGUGGGUGCCUUGCCUGUCAAGGAUCCCCCCUUGGGGAAGAAGCAGUUAGAGCUGCUUCACAUGUCUGUGGCCUUGGAGCACCGAGGAAAGGGGAUAGCUAAAGCUCUGGUCAGGACUGUCCUCCAGUUUGCCCGGGACCAGGGCUACAGUGAGGUUGUCCUUGGGACCACAAUGUUGCAACAGGGGGCCCUGGCUCUCUAUCAGGGAAUGGGCUUCCAGAAGACUGGCCAGUCAUUUUUUACCAUAUUCAGAAGACUAACGGCUAUGCCUACAUUUCAAUUAAUAUACUACCUCUCUACUGGUCAGAAAGUGGGGCUAUAA